This is a messenger RNA of Neocloeon triangulifer, 2955 nucleotides long. RefSeq lists its product as uncharacterized. The record is from RefSeq and is a predicted model, not a curated record. The coding region runs from base 560 to 1735 and encodes 391 amino acids. Lineage: Eukaryota; Metazoa; Arthropoda; Insecta; Ephemeroptera; Baetidae. The transcript has 6 exons.
UGCGUGUACUAUCACAUCUGUUAAAUUAUAUUUAUGUGUCUAUUGUUUUUAUUGAUUUUGCGUAGAACGAUUGUCUCUCUGUUUGUGCACAACUUUUGAGUGGAAGAAACAAGCUUGUGUAAUUGUCCAUCGAUUUAAUCUAUAUUUUAAAUUUCAUCGAUAAACGUAUGGAUCCUCAUUCGGAAUAAAAUUAAUGUCAAUAAAUAAUUUUGUUUCCCAAAUAACAAACCUGUUAGUCUGGAAGUUUCACAGUUUGUUGGAAGAAAUUAGAUUUUGAAGCGCAAGGACAGUAGUUAUGAAUUUCCACUGAAAAUCAGCACGCGACUCUCUAAUUAAGCCACCAGCAGUAGUCAUAGCAACAAUUAAGCAAACACAUUAAUUUGGUGUCACUUUUUGGACAAUAUGGUUCAGUUGUCUUGUGUGCGUGACAAGUGACGGAAACUCAUUCAAAUUUCUCUGGUGUCUGAUUUCGGACAAGAAUUUAAUUCUUUUUACUCUCCCUUUUAAAAAUAACGUAGAGCUUAUAAAACAAUGACAUUAUUGGUGCAAUCAACAGGUGAUGAGUUCUCCCGGCGAAACUGCCCCUGAAGGGACCUUAGCCCCUGUAGCCGUUUCCAAAUCAUAUGUGGUUGAUCCGCAGGUUCAGAACGUGGCAGUGCUCGUGGUUUCGGGCGUUCUAGGUACACUCUUCAAUGCAGCCCUUCUGGCAGGGGCGCUCACCAGGCCCCGCGUGCCUGGAAGUCUCGGUUGCACUCCACCGAUAGCAGCGGCUCUCUCGCAACAGGCCUUUGGUGGACUCGUAGAGAGCACGUUGACCAUGUUCCUGGCCGCGGCCUACAGUGGAGGCGGCCUGACGAGCACCGCAACGGCGCCAAACGACUUCUCCCUGCCUGGCAAAGCCACUCUAAUCGCCUCCCUCUUCUUUGUGUCCACUUGUCAUGCAUGGUCAAAGGCCUCGAUGAUGGCAGCCUCCGCUCCUGGGGCGUCCGUAGGUUUGGUUCGGCUCCUCAUCCUUGUUAGUUUUGGCGUCAGCAUAGCCAUCGCAGCCACCACAGGCUACUACGUUGGGUCUGACAAGGCCAACGUCAGCUCGACGGUUUUGGUGCCCCGGCUGAAACUGGCGGCCAUCCCGGCUGGUCUGCGGUGGUCGAUCGUGGCCCUUGGGAUGGCGCUUCCUUGGGCAUUAUGGGUGGUUUUCGUUGUAAUGGCCAUAGUGGCGUCAGCGUCCAACAGGAAAAGCGAAAAGGUCUUCCAGUUUGGUUCAGAGGCGCCUCCGUCGACAGGGGCCAUUGUCUCGACCGUUACUAUUUUGUACCUGGGCCUCAAACUGCCAUAUGAAAUAAGUUCAAUGCUGCAAGGUCCACGGCCGCCCACCCUGCACUCGGCACUGGCCUGGGCGCGCUUCGCCUACUCCGUUUUGUUGCCUAUCCUUGUCUUGGGCAGCGCUCGCAGGUUCAAAGCGGCCCUGAUCGCUGCCUUCAUGUGCUGCAACCGGAGAAAGCGCGCCGUCGCUCCACCAGAGGCUGACCAAGGGGGUGACCGCGUCCCUGCAUCCUGCCCUAUUCUUUUUCAAACGCCCGGAGGUGUUUAUCUCAGAAGGGUGAGGUACAAACAUCAUCCCACGGCGCCAGGUUUUGCCUACGCCUUGUGCGACAUCGAGCCGAAAGCGAUUCAGAAAUCCGACACGUGGGAGAAAAUGGACAUUUUUAUGCGGAGUAGUGCUUUCCUCAAGUGAAUGGGAUGGAAAUAAGUUAUUGAGUUUAUCAAUAAAUAAGCUGACUCAACUGUCACAGUUUAUUGCAGAAAAUCCAACAAGAAGUAAAUUUUCAACACAAUGGUGGCAAAAUGACAAAAAAAGUUAAAAAUAAAAAUAGUUUUUCUUCUAUCACAACUAUAAAGUUUCUCGACUUCAAACAACUUUUGAAACCAGCUGCUUCAUAACAAAAUUUACAGGUGUUUGUGUCUCUCAGCCCUGUAUCACAAUUGAAGGAAAUCAACCGGGCUCCAAUAAAAUGUAAAAAGUCGUCAGAGAACUAUGUUUCUUCCUAAUAAUCCAUAAAAUUAUUUUGGUAAAAGUGUUAUUCUGUGCCUGAACCAGCAGACUACAAGUAUAUAAUGUAUAACUAGAUUACAGAAACCUGGCAAUGAACGGUAUAUUUACUUUUCCUCAAUGCUGAGCAAAUUUAGAUAGGUGUCAAAAAUUGACAGGGGCCAAAAUUUAAAACUUAAUUAUCAGACAAACAAAAUUGUCAGAUUGAACAAAAAUUAAAAGUGAUAAAUUCAAUAGACAAAAAAAAUUAUCAACACCUUGGAAGCAAUCCAAAAUGAAGACAAGCGUCGAAGGAGUCGUUGAAUCAACUGAUCUACGAACACGAAACGUCAUCCUUAUGUGGGGUCACAUAAAAACUGAGGAGGUAGAACCAAAAGUUUGAAAACAAAGGCGCAUCUCACCAGCGGACGAGAUCUCGGUACUCGUCGUUGAUGCUGAGUCUCUUGAUGCUCUCGUAACUGAGGAUGAUGGCGAACGAGUAGACGGCUGACUGCACCAGCCGGGCGCUCAGCCCCUUGCUGAAGAUGCGCAUCCCCUCCUCGGCCCAGAGUUCGCGGAAGGUGCGCGACAUCGAGCCGAUCCGCUGCACCUGCAGCCGCGCCCGCACAAUGUCCAGCGGGUUGGUCAGCAAGGUCGUUGUGAAGCCACCCAUUGUGCCGGAUAUGCACUGAAUCAUCAGGUGGGAGCACCCUGACGGAAGCAACCGGUGCAAUUCAUCUAGAAAGUUAAUUUGAAAAUUGCAGGUAAAAAGCUAAAUAGAAAAUUUAUUAACGAAAUAAAUUUGAUACUAUAAACUUGAUGAACGCUUUAUGAUUCUUCAUUGAAGAAAAUUAUAAAAAGAAAAAGACAACUUUUUGUGUGGAAGAAAUUAAUUGAAAAACACAAACUGUUUGCAAAUUUUGUCA